This is a messenger RNA of Sciurus carolinensis (gray squirrel), 1034 nucleotides long. It is a transcript of the gene Apoo, whose product is annotated as apolipoprotein O. The coding region runs from base 238 to 732 and encodes 164 amino acids. The record is from RefSeq and is a predicted model, not a curated record. Gene Ontology annotation, biological process: cristae formation. Gene Ontology annotation, cellular component: MICOS complex. Lineage: Eukaryota; Metazoa; Chordata; Mammalia; Rodentia; Sciuridae. The transcript has 9 exons.
AAGGUUGAAAAUAACUUUCCAAGCAGAAAAGAAAAACUCAGACAAGAACACAGGAAUGAGAGUUCAUCAUUGAACCUCCUCACCCUGUUACCUUGAGUGAAAUAUAAAGGCCUAUUUAGCUGCUGCCUCAUCUGUAAAGCAAGGGUAAUUCAGAGGUCCGUGGGGCCAGCCAGCCUGAGCCUGCUUACCUUCAGAGUCUACGCAGCACCAAAAAAGGAUGCGCCUCACAAAAAUUCCAUGAAAGUUGAUGAGCUUUCACUCUACUCAACUCCUGAGGGUCAAUAUAAAUAUGUGGAGGAACCAAGGACUCAACUCGAAGAAAGCAUCUCACAGCUCCGACAUCAUUGCGAGCCAUAUACAAGUUGGUGUCAGGAAACAUACUCCCAAGCUAAGCCCAAGAUGCAAAGUUUGGUUCAAUGGGGGCUAGAUAGCUAUGAAUAUCUCCAAAAUGCACCUCCUGGAUUUUUUCCAAGACUUGGUGUUAUUGGUUUUGCUGGCCUUGUUGGACUCCUUUUCACUAGAGGUUCAAAAAUAAAGAAGCUUGUGUAUCCACCUGGUUUCAUGGGAUUAGCUGCCUCUAUCUAUUACCCACAACAAGCCAUUGCAUUUGCCCAGGUCACUGGGGAGAAGUUAUAUGACUGGGGUUUACGAGGAUACAUAGUCAUAGAAGAUUUGUGGAAGGAGAACUUUCAGAAGCCAGGAAAUGUGAAGAAUUCACCUGGAAAUAAGUAGAAAACUCCAUGUUCUGCCCAUUUUAAUCAGUUAUAGGUAAACAGUGGAAACUCCAGACAGUAAAUCAGUAUUUCUACAGAAAAAGGGCAGAGAAGUCAGUAUUGAAUAUAGUAAACUGGCCUUCUUCAGGAAAAUCUAUAGUAGGCCUUUUCGUUAUCUUGGUUGAUACCAUACUACAAGUGGACUAACCUGAAAUCGUUUACCUAGAGAUAAUGUAAAAGUCUUAGAACUCCUCGUUCUCAUGUCACUAUUUAUGUACAUAAUUAAAAUCCAAAUUAAAAAAAUGUGUCCUGCUUUCUUUA